AUUAACUGCCUCAUGAAUAAUACAUACUGACUCACCCGCUGGUUAAUCCCCUUACCUGGCUGUAGAGGCGAGGUCCUCCGGACAGCGGAGGGAAGGGGAGCGUUGCGGAGGAACCACCGAGAGGCCGCUCACCGGCGAGAGCGGCGCAGGAACGGGCUGUUCGCGUGCCCGUCUCUUAGCAACAACCGUCAACACGGCACCCGGGGCGGCGGCGGCGGCGGCGGGCCUCCCGGGCCGUGGGAGGCCGAUGAGCGGAACGGGAGGCUGCGCAGCUGGCCGAGGAGGCCGGACGGAGCGCCGGCCGCGGCCCCGCAGGCACUGAAUGGCUUUGUUUCCACCAGUGGAUUCUGUGGUGGCAGCUACUAAGCUUGUUCCCAGUUCCCAGCUGGAACCCCAGAACAACAGCUUUCAGCAUGAACUCAUACCUCACAAAGAAGAAAGUUUAAAGGAUUUCUGUGCCCAAAAGAGCCGAAGUUACUCAUAUUCUCUUUCUGCAGAAAGCAGUCAACACAGCUGCAGGCAUGGGGGCUUCUGUUCAGCUGGACUGCAGAGCAAGUGUCUCACCAGCCAGACCAAGACUCUGCCUGCUAAAUCAGUAGCCAGGCAGAAGGAAGGAGUGGACCGUGCAUAUCCCCUGAAACCAAUUUUUCACCACAAGGGUGUGAGUGUCCCAACAGUCAACAGAGCACAGCUCGGAAAUUCCCCAUACCUGGAGGAAGCUCCAAAGAGUAGGCCUAGCUCAAUGAGCAAAGGGAAGCCUCCAGCAGGCAGGUCUCAGCUACCUGCAGUGCUCUUUCCUUGGACAGCAGGGCCUAAACAGUCAGCCUCCCAUCUCUACAGGAGAGAGCUGGCCUACAUCCUAAAGUUGGAGGCAGAUGGACGGAACCUGGAAGAGCACAUUCGAAAGAAAGAGGCCAUCCUCAGAGAGAAGCUGGGGAGAACAAAGGAAGAUCUUAGGAGGAUUCAAAGAGAGAAGGAGCUUGCCAAGGCAGAGGAGAGAAGAGACAGAGAAGCAGAAAGGACCCAUGAGCAAAAGGCCACAAGGCACACUGAAGAGAAAGCUUUUGGAGGUGCAGUCAGGCCAGGUGAGGGUGAGGGGGUCCUUGGUGGGGUGCAGUCUGCAGAGGCUGCUACCCCAAAGCCUGGCACCACCCUCCACCCCCAAGACCUGGCUAUGGGGAGACUCAAGAAGGAGCGGCUGGUGGCCAGCAACAGCAAAAUUAGAGACCGCAUACCCAUGGAGCAUUUAACCUCUUGUUCAGAGCUGGCCCUAAGGCGUAGCCCUUCUCCAUCUGCUCUCUCAGACCAAGACUCUGGUGACCACCCAUCCACAGAGGUGCUGUACCUGCAGGCUGCCAGCGCUGUGGAAGAGGGAGGGCUUGGACAGUGCAGCUUCUGCAGACGUAAGUUUCUCUGCACCAGGCUUGAGAAGCACAUGAAUAUUUGCAGCAAGAGCCAAGGCUCCAAGAGGAAAGUGUUUGACUCCAGCAGGGCCAGAGCUAGGGGCACAGAACUGGAACAGUAUCAGCAGUGGAAGAGCUCAGAGAGGCUUCAGAAUAAGCCACCCAGAAGGAACAACUGGAGGCAGAAGCAUGAGGCUUUCAUCCAGACCCUGCGCCAGGCUCGCCAGGUGCAGCAAGUCCUAUCCAAGGGAGGGAAGGUGUCUGAUUUGCCCCCGUUGCCUCCCAUCGAAAAUCCAGACUAUGUUGCCUGCCCCUACUGCAGACGCCGAUUUGCUCCCCAGGCAGCUGAAAGACACAUUCCCAAAUGCAAAACCAUCAAGAACAGGCCUCCACCCCCACCACAGAGGAGGCGCUGCUGAGGUGGCGUCCAACUGUACCUGCUGCUGUGACUCCCUGCCUGUUCUCUGCCAGGUCUCCAGGUUCCCACUGGCUGCAAGGGUUGAGCCUGUAUGUACAGCAAGUGAGCAGUGCAGGACAUACAAACAGAAUACUGGAACCUGUGCGCUUUGACCUGUGCCCUGGUCUGCCCCGUGUGGGAUGCCCCUCUGGGGGCCGCUUCUCCUGUCCCGUGAGUUCAACGUGGAGUCUCAGCGUGGGUCUAAGGCUGUCACUGUUAAGGCAGCUGAGCAGGGGAGAAAGGUUGUUGCUACAGGCUGUCAGUGGGAUAGCAGUGAGGAGCAAACCAUCAAAAAGGGGCUGUUCUUCAGAAUCAUAUUUUGCCUGUUGGUUAGGGAGGCUUGGGCUUUCCUUUUUUUUUUUUCUUUUCCUAGCGGUGUCUGAUGUGAAGAGAGCUGCUCUGCUUUAGCUCAUCAACGGCUGCAGACUUGGGAUUUUUCCCUUCUCCAAAAGCAUAGAGCAGUACCGUUCACGUGAAGAAGAGGUGGGCCAAAUGGAACACCUGCCUUUUGUUUGCUCUGCUGCUCUAUAGAUGCAGAUGUUCACCCUGAAUGUGCUAACAGCAACAGUCGUUCUGGCUGGCAUAGCAUCUGACUGUAGCUGCCUACAAAAGAUUGGGAUGCGAGGGGUUCCUCUUCUUUUGCUUUAGAAAGGACUCUACAUUCUUCAAAACUAUUUAGCAUUUAGACAAGGCAUUUGGAAAAGUCAGAGGGAAGGGAGAAAGCUAUAUAAGCAGUUAACUUUUUUUUGCAGCAAGCACUACUGUGUUCUUCCAUCCAUGGUACUUGUACUGCAUGACAGGAUCCAGAGCUGCUGCUGCGUCAUCCCUCACGCUCUGUCCUAUCAGUUGUAGCACUGCUUAUGAAAGCUGUGUAGGUAGGUUUAAUCCGCACUUGUUCUGCAGCAGCCCAAGAGUUUAUUUAGGUGCUUUUCUAGAACACUGGUGACAAUCCUGGGGCUACAUCUUAACAGCUGAAGAUCUGUAAUGUUACCAUUUAGAAACCCAGUGUGACAUUGUUUGAAUUAUGAAAGCAGAUCUGGGAGGAGGAGUAUUAAAUGCUUCCUCAACAUAAGAAGCUCAGGAUCAGAAAUCCAGCAGAUCAGAAAAGCGAGCAGUAGCAGGCGCUUUCUGUUUGAGUCUGUAUGUCGCUUCAUGUGCCCAGAAGAGCAGAGACACUCCAAACUGGCCCUUGAGGCCACAGAACAAUCAUCCCAACCUGUUACUGACCACGCACAAUAGCUGGGGCUCACAGUCAGGAAGGGGCGGAAGAAAAAACACUUAAUUAAGAAUAAUGCCACACUGAGCUUAUUCAUGACCUAUUUUUGAUCUGACUAGAAAUUGGGUUUCUAACUAGAAGGGGAGUGAUGUCACAGAAGAACCUUCCAAAUAGAUUAGCACAGGCAAGGAACCUGCAUUGUUUCAAGAUGGACUUUGAUGAGAUCAUGGAAGCGAUCAUACGGCAGGAGUUAGAAAUUAAGAAUCGUGAUGCAGAGCAUUUGUUCCUAUCUCCAGGCUUCUGGUAUAAAGUGUGAAGAACAGAUCAGUGACAGUUCUGUGCCUCAGUGUAUCACUUCCAGAAGCUGAGAAGGAAUUUCCUUCCCACAGCAACCUUCCCUUGAUUCCUAGCUUGGCUUCUGAUUUAUUUUUAAUUUCCAUCCAGUAUGUUUAAGAACUGCUACAGCUAAAAGAAGCCAAAUAGCUCCUGCCCCCAGAUGGUACACUAGGAACUUCACAUCAGAAAAGCUGUUAGCUGUUUCACUCGUUUUUCAGGAUUAAAUCAACAAUUUGUUUUUUUUUUUUUUAAUAUUAAAUGAGUUUUCCUGCAGGCCAAGUUGCUAGGGACCUCUUAAACACAGGGCUUGUACUCUUCCUUGAGGCACCUGCUUAUUUUCAUCUUAAUUCAUUACCGUUGCAGAAACUAUGACAAAUGUAUACCCCUUCUUUUGUUUUCUUCUCAAGGUGUUGGUAGUUGUUGGUGAAUUUAGGCUCAUGCUAAAGGUCUUUGUCACAUGCUGUUAAAGGGUCUUUUGGGAGAAAUAAGCAUCUUACAGACCCUUUUAGAGAAGCAUCUCCUUAUAAUUGGUAACAGUUCCUGCACAUUUCUAAGCUAUUUUUCCAGAUUCUGAUUUUUAAUAUAUUAGACUAGUUCUGUUGUGUAAAAGUGGUUUGUGUUCUCCAAGUAAGAAUGACUACUUCAUAUGAGAAAGUUGCAACAGGAAGUAAACAGGGAGCAAAAAAAAUUCCAGCAGCUCCUUUUGCAAGUCCUUCAGUAACACAGCAGCAGCUCAUGGGAACCUAGAAAGAAAUAGAAAGCAACUAGAUUAAACUGGACUAGUCAGAAGCUCAAUAUGGAGAAACACUGUAGCCUUCAAUGGGCGGACCAGCCUCCUGGAAGAAGUUAGAGAGCUUCUGCUCUAUAGAUACGCAUGGGCAGAAAUCUCAAUCUCUUGGCAUGCAUGAAGGUCCCAGAAAGGGUCAGUAGCGCACUAGGCCAGCAAGGUACAAGAGUGUGCAAACCUAGAGAGGAGAGAAGAAACAGACUUGAAAUGAGGGAAAACGAUUUGCUGUAUCCAAAUUGAUCAGAGAAGCAAGACCAAUGUUAAGUUCAGAGCUUUGAAAUACAGGGUAGCAAGAGAUGACAAGAGGUAGGAAAGGGGUAAACCGGAAGCUUUAUGCCAGCCUCCUUAAUGAAAAGCAUUAAACUGAAGUAGACAGAGUAGUUCAGAAAUUAAAUACCACUGCCUGCCUUGUAAUAUUCUGUUUCCCUUACACUCUGUUUUAUUGACUGUGUUUAGCGGACCCUAGAAGUCAGCAGAGUGCAAAUGGUGACUGGGGUAGAUACACAUCAAAAAGCAUUUGAUAUCGUAAAACAAAUCCAUCUGUUGGGGACUUCUCUUAAGUGACAGGCAAACAGCUAAUGCUGAGAUUGAAACUGUAGAUUAAACAAAAGUUAAUGAAAUUAAAUUACCAGGCUUUAUUUGUUAUCUUCAUUUCACAGCUAACCAUGGGCAGUUCACCCCUCUUUGCUGAGCUAUUGUUUCAGGUCAAGACAGACAGCAAUAUCCAGAAUGUCUCUGAUAACUGGUUUAAAAGUUAGUAACAGUUUAGCCAAAGCAUCAAGCUCAGCACAGAGAUUUACCCUGCUGCUUUACUGUCAUGGUUAGCGUUGCCCUGCCACUGCUCAGUCUUUUUAUUCACACCAGCUCAGUUUCUGCUGCUGCUGCUACAGUACCAUCCCCCUCUGUGAGACAUGCUGCAUUUUCAGUAUCCAAAUCUCUGGUGAAUUUUAAGCCUUUAACCCAGUUCUGCCUCUCAAGACAUUUCAUAAUUCACUAGAAACCCUGAUAAAAAGUUAUAAGUGACAGGCAUUAAGUACAGCGUGCAGGAACAGUUGGUCAAGCAGGUGUCAGACAGGUUCUUGCUUCUGCAGGCCUUAAUGCACAGUAGAAGCCGUUCCAAGAGAAGCAGGUACUUCUUCCCUUUGAGCCUCUCUCCCAUUACUCAUUUCCCACUUAGCGCCCAAACUGUUGAAAUAAAC
This is a messenger RNA of Phalacrocorax carbo (great cormorant), 5398 nucleotides long. Lineage: Eukaryota; Metazoa; Chordata; Aves; Suliformes; Phalacrocoracidae. The record is from RefSeq and is a predicted model, not a curated record.